This is a messenger RNA of Perca flavescens (yellow perch), 2911 nucleotides long. RefSeq names its product matrix metalloproteinase-17. Lineage: Eukaryota; Metazoa; Chordata; Actinopteri; Perciformes; Percidae. Gene Ontology annotation, biological process: extracellular matrix organization; collagen catabolic process; proteolysis. Gene Ontology annotation, molecular function: zinc ion binding; metalloendopeptidase activity. The record is from RefSeq and is a predicted model, not a curated record. Gene Ontology annotation, cellular component: extracellular matrix. The transcript is spliced from 11 exons. Bases 1 to 1716 code for a protein of 571 amino acids.
AUGGCUUCAACAAAGUCUGAUGGGGCAAGAAACAUAAGCAUUUGGACCCAUGACCAGCAGGACUGGCUCAGUAAGUUUGGCUACCUCCCACCCCCUGACCCAGUGACUGGUCAGCUUCAGACCAAGGAGGCCCUGACCAAGGCCAUCAAAGCCAUGCAGAAGUACGGAGGGCUAAAGGAGACCGGAGUCUUAGACCAAGCCACACUGGGCCUAAUGACAACACCCAGAUGUUCUCUGCCAGAUGUGUCUGAGGCAGAGAUGACAGUGGGCCGCAGGAAACGAAGCCCGCCUCCUCAGAACAAAUGGAAUAAGAGGCAUCUGUCCUGGAGAGUGAGGACCUUCCCUAAGGACUCGGCCUUACUGGGCAGGGACACUGUUCGAGCCCUGAUGUACUACGCCCUGAAGGUCUGGAGUGACAUCGCACCACUAAACUUCCACGAGGUGGCCGGCAGUGAUGCAGACAUUCAAAUUGACUUCACUAAGGCCGACCACAAUGAUGGAUAUCCCUUUGAUGGGCCAGGGGGCACCGUAGCGCAUGCAUUUUUCCCCGGAGAGAGGUUCACAGCUGGGGAUACACACUUUGAUGAUGAUGAGGCCUGGACUUUCAGAUCUCCAGACUCUCAUGGGAUGGAUCUGUUUGCCGUUGCAGUCCAUGAGUUUGGUCACGCCAUCGGACUGGUCCACACCUCAGCCAUAGAGUCCAUCAUGAGACCGUACUACCAGGGACCUGUAGGAGACCCUCUGAAAUACGACCUACCUUAUGAAGACAAGGUCCGCGUCUGGCAGCUCUACGGUGUCAGAGACUCAGUGUCCCACACAAUCCGACCAGGCAACCCCUCCCAGACGGCUGAACCUCCUGUCCUGCUGGACCUUCCUGAAAACAGAUCCACUCUCCUGCUGGCGCGAGAUGCCCCAGACAGAUGCACCAGUCACUUUGAUGCAGUGGCACAGAUACGAGGGGAGGCCUUCUUUUUCAAAGGAAAGUUCUUCUGGCGACUAACAAGAGAGAAGCACCUGGUGUCUCUGCGUCCCGCUCAGAUCCAUCGCUUCUGGAGGGGCCUCCCACCCAAUCUGGACAGUGUGGAUGCUGUGUAUGAGAGGCCCGGGGACCACAAAAUAGUCUUUUUCAAAGGUCUAAAGUACUGGGUAUUUAAAGACAAUAACGUGGAGGAGGGCUACCCUCGACCAAUCAGUGACUUUGGCCUACCCUUGGAAGGAGUGGAUGCAGCCUUUGUUUGGCUGCACAACGACAAAACCUACUUCUUCAAGGACAACCACUACUGGCGCUACGAUGACCACCUGAGACGUAUGGACCUGGGCUACCCUAAAGACAGCACGCUUUGGAAGGGGCUGCCGCCACAACUGGACGACGCCAUGAGGUGGUCUGAUGGCUCGUCCUAUUUCUUCAAGGGAAAGGAGUACUGGCGAGUGCCGAGCAGCGACAUGGAGGUGGAGGCAGGAUACCCCCGCCUCAUUGCUAAAGACUGGCUGCUGUGCACCCAGAUGCAGUCGGACUCUCCGGACACAGAGCCCAAAAGCACGGAGACGAGAGUCAACGUGCACCAUCACCCAGACCACGCAGAGAAUGGAUACGAGGUGUGCUCCUGCACCUCAGACACCGCCUCGCCUUUGGGCGCCCGCCCCUCCCCAUCUCCCCUGUGGCUGCUGCCACCUCUCUGGACGCUCUCGCUGGCCCUCCGCUCUGAACUACUAUGAUGCCAAAGCAUGGGACAAAGUUCUUGAGCUGAUUGGUUGAGGGCCAGCUGGACACUCAGCAGAAGCAAACAUUUGAAUAUUUUCUUCUUCUUACAUCCUUUGGUAUCCUUUUGUGCUAAUUUAUUUGGUCAUUUGGUGGGCACUGCGAGCUAAAGUAAUCAUCCUUAUGGGCAUCAACCUACACAACCUACAAAGUUGUUUACUGAAUGGUCAAACUGCCUCAUCUCUGCAAGGAAAAAGGUUAUAGAAAUGUAUUCCAAGAGCACCAUUAUUUGUAAUGACUCAAAUGCAGACAAGUUAAAGGCAUUCUGGGAUGAAGGCAGGUGCAAAGGUGAACAGUGUACCAACACAGACAUUGUUGCUUAUUUUAUGAAAUUACAACAAAAGCUUUGUUACAUGGUUGGUUCACCAAAAUUAGCUCAAAAUUAGUUCAAAAUUGCCAAAAAAAACAUACAGUAUGUUCACAAUUACUUCUAGUGGUAUCUAGCCAUGUAGAUGGUAUUAUUUUUAUGUAAUAGUUUCCGCCUCCACCCAAUACAGUGGAGGUGAAAGAAAUUUGUGCUGUUAAUCACACAGAAAAAUGACACUUGGAUAACUACACAGUAUUGUGCCUUUGCAAAAAGGAUAAUCCAUAGAACUCAUCAGGAGCAUUUCCUCUUUCAAAAGUAGAUCUAAUUAAAACAGUUUACAACUAAGUAUGUAGAUUAUCCAAAGUAACAUUUGGAUUUGAAGUUAUAAAAGUCAUUUUUCAAUGCUGUGUGCACAACCAACACUUUCCAUUCACCUAACAUUCAGUGUGACUGUGUAAGUCAUAAGGAUGGAUGGAUGAGUAGGUGGAUGGACUGUCAGCACUGGUUUCCUUCCCUCAACUGCACACUCAAGUGAGGGACUGCUGCUCAUGUACGUAUUCCGUAACUGUUUCAUAAUUUGCACCUCUGGUUCAGAAGCAUUCCCUGCUCUUGGUUUAGUUGUAUCUUAUGUAUCAAAUUCAGAUGAAAUAGUAUUAGUUUAUUUUACAUUCUUUGAUCAGGUCAUAGAGUUGAGUAGUUUUUUGACUUUAUCACUCCUAGCUCCUUGUGAAGAGUCACAACUCGUCCCUUGGAUUUAUUCUUGCUGUAAAGAUAUAUUUACCUAGAGACUGAUAUAUUUGAGUUAAAAUGUUCUGCAGUUAUUGCAUAACCAAGUGGACUGUGUA